Messenger RNA from Scomber japonicus (chub mackerel), 1390 nucleotides. RefSeq names its product family with sequence similarity 185 member A (gene fam185a). The record is from RefSeq and is a predicted model, not a curated record. NCBI's taxonomy places the organism in Eukaryota, Metazoa, Chordata, Actinopteri, Scombriformes, Scombridae. Bases 72 to 1223 code for a protein of 383 amino acids. The transcript is spliced from 8 exons.
UGUGUGUUUCAGUAGUUGUAACAACAUCGGUGUGCGGUGUAAAUGAGCUCGUUUACCGGGCGGUGACAGAGAUGUUUUGGAGCUCAGCAGGUCGGCGGACAUGUGUGGGGCUCCUCCGCUCCUGGUGCCUGACGGCCAGUCCCGAUUAUUUCACAGUCCCCCCACGUUGCUUCUCCGUCUCUGCUUGCGUGAAAUCCACGGUGACUCAAGAUGAUGCGAAGAAGCAGCCGCUGAAGCAGUGGGCUCUGGACGUGAGCCCCUUCAGCACAGUGCGGGCACAUCUGGACUGCAGCAUAUCCGUCAGCCCGCUGGACCCCCACGCCUUCCCCGAGGCCAACCGAGCCUUCGUCACAGUACACGGAGCCGGUGGAGGUCAAGAGGUCAACCUGGAUCUCCUGCACGUCCGGUAUGAUGAGACGAGCAAGGAGCUGCUCAUCUCUGCUGAGCAGGUGAACAGCAAACUCUCGAUUGAUCUGACCGCACCAAUCAAAAGUAAUCUCUUUAUUACCACCAAAGGAAAAGGCAACGUGCAAGUGAAGAAAAUGGAGUGUGAUACCUGCAAGGUGCAGACUGAGAAAGGCAACUGUUUGCUGCAUUCUAUCAGGGGUCAUCAGGUUGAGGUGCAGUCUCGUGGAGGACAUGUUACAGGUGUGGGCACUAUCCAUGGCAAUGUGGACAUCAGCACAUGUGGAGACAGUGCAGUGGAUGUCAAGAAGCUGCAGGGCACCAAGAUGAAUGUUUCAACAGAACACGGCCCGCUGAAGGUCAAAGCCAUAUAUGCAGAGUCCAGCUGUGUCUCCUCAUGCUCUGGCAAACUACAACUGGGUAAUGUGCAUGGUAACGCCACUGUGAAGAACGUAUCAGGAGAUACAGUUAUAGAUGGUUCAAAUAGUUUCCUGAAUGUUUCAUCUCACAGUGGAAGCAUUGAUGUGUACGUGGGAGAUGGUGGCAGUGCUGAUCUCCACAGCCAGGAAGGAGUGGUGUGUGUGCGCGUCCCCUCCUCAUUAAGAGCAGGGGUGGAGCUCAAUGGAAGGUCGGUGGAUGUCAGCCCAGAGGUUGUUCUGCAUGGAGUACAAAACAACAAAACUGAAGGCCAAACCACAGUUACUGGCUACAUGAACACAGAGUCUCCAGUGGACCAGUGGGUUAAAGUUCAGGCAGACAAAGGCUCUGUCCACCUGAAGACUCAAAGCUGGUUUGAGACCUUGAAGCUGGGAGGCUGAAUGACCAUAUUUAUCCUGCAUCACUGAACUGAGGCUUUACUGAUGUCGGAUCCAUCUUUACUUCACUUAACUAUUUAAAAUUCUGAGCUCAGGUUAUUCUAUACUUUUAAAUGAGGAAAUUCUGUAUCAUCUAUAAUAUUUUAAGAAAUAUUCUAUGUUAAUAUUCU